Molecule: messenger RNA, 3108 nt
Organism: Arachis stenosperma
Lineage: Eukaryota; Viridiplantae; Streptophyta; Magnoliopsida; Fabales; Fabaceae
Product: protein unc-13 homolog
Exons: 5
Coding region: 1-3108 (1035 amino acids)
Source: RefSeq, a predicted model, not a curated record
AUGGGUCAACACUCCCGCCAUGAGUCCUACCCCUCCCUCUCCUCCUCUCGUGUCGACUACCUCCACCACCAACUCAGCCGCGGGGGGGAUGUAGCCUCUGUCAUCUCUGCUGCCAUAGCCACCCCCGUCGACGAUCUCGCCUGGCCGUUCGAGAAGCUCGAGGGGCUCAGCGAAGACGAUGUGAGACAGACAUCGUACGAGAUUUUCUUCACGGCGUGCCGGUCGGCGCCGGGGUUCGGCGGCAAGCACGCCCUGACGUUCUACUCGAAUUACGAGAACAAUGGCGCCGGUGAAGGUGGGAAGGGGAAUCAGGUGGUGACGAAGCCGACGAGCAGGGUGAAGAAGAUGCUGGGAUUGAAGAUGCUGAAGAGGUCGCCGUCGAGGAGGAUGGUGGCCGGUUUUGGUGUUAACGUCGGGGGAGGGUUGUCGACGCCGUCGUCGCCGGUGGCGGGAGGUAGUAGCCCUUCUAUUAACGGUUUGCUUCCACCGAUGAGGCCUCGGAGGCCGAUGACGGCGGCGGAGAUGAUGAGGCAGCAGAUGAGAGUGUCGGAGCACGAUGAUAAUAAGCUCAGGAAAACCCUAAUGAGAACCGUCGUUGGCCAAGCAGGGAGAAGAUCAGAAACAAUAAUUAUCCCUUUGGAACUCUUAAGGCACCUAAAGCCCUCAGAAUUCAGUGACUCCACUGAGUACCACAUGUGGCAGAGGAGGCAGCUCAAGAUGCUUGAAGCAGGUCUCCUCCUCCACCCAUCACUCCCUCUUGAAAAGAACAACCCAUUUGCCAAGCGCUUCCACGACAUCCUCAUCAGCAGUGAGUCCGGGCCUAUUGACACUGGCAAGAACUCAGAUACCAUGAGGACCCUUUGCAACUCUGUGGUUUCCCUUUCAUGGAGAAGCCAUAAUGGAACCCCCACUGAUGUUUGCCACUGGGCUGAUGGAUUCCCCUUCAACAUCCAGCUCUACACUGCCCUCCUGCAAUCGGUUUUCGAUAUCAGGGAUGACACAUUAGUCCUUGAUGAGGUUGAUGAGCUUCUUGAGCUGAUGAAGAAGACAUGGUCUGUGUUUGGGAUAACAUUCCCAAUUCACAAUGUGUGCUUCACUUGGGUGCUGUUUUAUCAGUAUGUUUUAACAGGGCAGAUAGAGCCUGAUCUUCUCACUGCCUCACAUAUAAUGUUGAAAGAAGUAGCAAAUGAUGUUAAGAAGGAAAAGGAUGCCAUUUUUGUUAAGAUAUUGUCAUCAGUUGUGAGAUCAAUGCUAGAUUGGUCGGAGAAGAGGUUACUUAAUUACCAUGAGUAUUUCAUGAGAGGAAAUGCUAACCAAAUCGAAAUCCUUCUUCCUUUGGUAUUGACAGCUUCCAAGAUUUUAGGUGAAGAUCUGACAAUCACAAAUGGGGAAGGGGGACAGAAUGGAGACAUAGCCAUAUUCAAAGCGCCCCAUGAGCGCGUUGAAAAUUACAUCCGUUCUUCCAUGACAUAUGCAUUUGACAAGACAUUUGAAGCAGUGAAUGCAAAGUCUGCUGAAUUUGAGAGAAAGAAAGAGUUGAGUGAAGUACUUCUUGAAUUAGCUCAGGAAACUGAAGGUCUGGUGAUGAAGGAAAGACAAAAUUUCACUCCAAUGUUUAAGAAAUGGCACUCAACAGCAGGCGCAGUUGCGGCGAUGGCACUGCACAACUGCUACCGGCAAAUGCUGAGGCAGUACAUAAAUGAAUUGACCUCACUGACCAGUGAGUCGGUUCAGGUAUUGCAUAGGGCUGCAAAGCUUGAAAAGGCUAUUGUCCAAACAGUUGUUGAAGACGCUACUGAGAGUGAGGAUGGUGGCAAGACAGUGGUGAGAGAGAUGAUUCCCUAUGAUGUUGAUUCAGUCAUAUUGACUCGUCUGGGAAAAUGGAUAUAUGAUUCACUGCAGAAAGCCAGAGAAUAUCUGCAAAAAGCAAAAGAAACUGAAACAUGGAAUCCGAAAUCCAAAACGGAGCCAUAUGCACAAUCGGCUGUGGAGCUGAUUCAAAUGACCACCACAACUGUGGAAGAAUUCUUCAAAGUUCCAAUACCAAUUACUGAAGAAUUAGUUCGAGCUCUUGCCGAUGGAUUGGGGAGCCUCUUCCAAGAGUACAUGAUGUUUGUUGCAGCAUGUGGUUCAAAGCAGAGUUACAUCCCGGUACUUCCACCACUGACAAGGUGCAGCCAGAAUUCAAAAUUCCUCAAACUGUGGAAGAAAGCCGCUCCAUGUGGUGCUGGUCAUAAAGAUCUGUACAAUGUUAAUAAAGCACAUGAAGGUCAAAAUCCUCGGCCAUCAACUAGCCGUGGAACGCAGCGCCUCUAUGUUCGGCUCAAUACCUUGCACUAUCUCCUUACCCAGAUCCAUUAUCUGGACACAUUGCUUGCUACAAACCCAGGAGUUGUUCCUUCAAGCCGCAUUCGUCUUGGGAAUAGCCACAGGGCUCAAAACAAUGGUUCUGUAUACUUUGACUCAAUCAAGAAGUCUAUUCUAGCUUCCUGCCAGCAUGUCUCGGAAGUUGCUGGAUACCGUCUCAUAUUCCUUGACUCUAGCUCUGUAUUCUAUGAUGGCCUGUAUUCUGGGGGAGUAACCAGGGGACAGAUUAGGCCUGCAUUGAGAAUCCUCAAGCAAAAUGUGACUCUGAUGUCCAAUCUUCUUAUAGAAAGAGCUCAACCAAUGGCAAUGAAGGAAGUCAUGAAGGCCUCCUUUGAUGCAUUCCUUAUGGUCUUGCUUGCUGGUGGAAACACUCGUGUGUUCCACCGGUCUGAUCACGAAAUCAUCAAAGAGGAUUUUGAUGUGAUGAAGCGAGCUUUCAGCACAUCUAUAGAAGGACUGAUAUCAGAACAUGUGGUGAAUGGAGAGGCUGCAGUGGUGGAGGGAGUCAUUGCAUUGAUGAGCCUCAGCACUGAACAGUUGAUAGAAGAUUUCAGCAUUGUCAUUUGUGAAGGAAGUGCCAUUGGUGUAAUGACAAAUGGACAAAAGUUACCAAUGCCUCCAACUACAGGUAAAUGGAAUAGGUCAGACCCUAAUACAAUAUUGAGGGUAUUGUGCCACAGGGACGAUAGAGCUGCAAAUCUCUUCUUAAAGAAGACAUUCCAAUUGGCAAAGAGAAAAUGA